Molecule: messenger RNA, 1732 nt
Organism: Cuscuta epithymum
Lineage: Eukaryota; Viridiplantae; Streptophyta; Magnoliopsida; Solanales; Convolvulaceae
Source: the annotation of a GenBank genome assembly
GAAAAAAGUGUUUGGUGUAUUUUAGUUACUGAUAAAAUAACAUCGAACAAAUGAUUUGUAUAUAUAAAGUGGUCUAAUUAGUUGAUAAGACUGAAAAGACAAAAAAUAGGGUAGCCAAACCAGUGAAGCAACUUUAGGUUUCACGACAAUCAUAUGGCUCUACGUUUUGUGGUGAAGAAGGCUGGCGCCGCUCGUUGGUGUAAAAACUCGAUAUUUCCUCCAUCUUUUAGGGGAACAACUUCAUGCAUCACUACCAGUCGCCAUGAAGAUUCCGGCGCGAUGAUGACGAUUCGACGGCAUCGCUGUAACUGCUGCACGGAUCCUCCUUCAAAAACCGUCGACCUUACCACGAAAAAUUACGAUCCUCUGCUCUUCACCCUCCCCGCGUUCGAGAAGUACUACAACCAGCUCAAGGCUACUCUGGGGUUCGGAAUCGAUGUGGAUCUGGGUGACUACCCGAAUGUAAUCCGGCCUUUCCAUGGGCCCUUAGAUUCUCCUGAGCUCACUACCCGUGCCCGUUUUGCUGUUCAUCAACACAACAUCUCAGACCAGAACGGUGCAGCCGUCCGGUUCGAGAAGGUGGUGAAAGCAAACAGAUUGGGUGACCAGAAAUACUUUCUGAUUUUCCAUGGCUUUGAUGAGUCUCAGAAGAAGAAGAAAAGAUACAGAGCUUUAGUAGAAGGUGAUCAAGAAACCAAUUUCCAGCUCAAAAGAUUCGAUCUUUACGGGGAUGCUGAUGAACCACUCGUUCUUUACCACACGCGGGUGAACUACUUGAACGGUUUUAUAGUUAUUGAAAACCCCAGUGAUGAUUUAAUAAGUAAAUAUCGAAGAGUGGAGCACAUAUUCCCUAAAGAUUACUUCAAGUAUUGCAAACAAGUUAGAGCAAGUCAGGGGUUCGAUGUUGAUGAUAAUCUGGACCUGGGUGACCUUGAAGGAAGCAUAUUUCCAAUGGAUGCAUCACGAAUUGGUGAUCCUGAAAUCAUAGAGUGUGCCCAGUAUUCUGUGAAGGAGUAUAACAGGCACCAGAAGGCAGGGCUGCAACUUGUGAGCGUGGAAAAGGGCACUCAUCAGCUUUGGGAUGUCGAUUUUAUGUACUACCUAACCUGUGAGGUAGAUGGUGGUGGGCAGAGAAAAACGUUGCUUGCUCAAGUUUUUUAUAGAGGGCUGGAAGGAGUGAAAAAGGUGACACUAAUGGAGUAUAGGCUUGUUGACAAGAACGGUGCCGUGAUUAAUCAUUUCAAACGAAUGCGUCAGGGUCCAAAUCUGUCAUGGUGCAAGGCCAAAGAUCAAAACAAUGUUUUUUAUUUCCAAAAUAGGAAUAAUUAAUGAAGUUUGAAAAAUACUGCCAUGUUUGAAGUCUGGUACUAUCAAAACAUGACAGUAAUUAGUCUUAUUUUGUAAAUAAAAACAUGGCAGUCCUAUUUUGGAAUUUUCAAACUUUUUUUUAUCCUAUUUGGAGUAAUAUUCUCAAGAUCAAAUAGUGCUUUCUUUCUCUUCCAAUUAGUCAAUGAAUUGAACCUUUUAGAGAUGGCAACGGAUGAGUUUGGGGCAAAGGUUCACUUCUUUGUCCUCGUCCCACGUCUAAAAUGUUCUUCAUCCCCUCUACUCCCAGACCCGUCCCGCCCAUGCUCCACCCCGUUGUCCCCCACGAGUGCCCCAUAUAGAUUUUAUUGAUCUUAUUUGCAUAUUUUUUAGUCCAUUUUAUAGAUAAAUAUAAAUAUAUACUCCG